ACUUCGUCUUUAUUUAAAUGGACAAGCAGCAAAAUUUGAUUGAAAAUUUUGAAUGCGUGUCAAAUUUGGCUAGUUCAUCAACGAAAUUUGCUUCACGGCAAUCGUUGUGCUCAGCCCCCCGCGCCUCCUGCAAGAUCCUCCGCCGCCGGUGUGCUAAGAAAUGCAUUCUGGCGCCGUACUUUCCCCCGACGGAGCCCCUCAAGUUCACCACCGCGCACGGGGUGUUCGGAGCCAGCAACAUCAUCAAGCUCUUGCGGGGACAAUUUGCCAGCUGCAGAAACAGGUGAGCGAUUUGCAAGCGCAGCUGGCCAAAGCCCAGGCCGAGCUCGUCAACAUGCAACUCCAGCAGGCAAAUCUCCUCGUUAAUCAUGGAAAUGGCACAGGACGAAUCCGCCCAAUCUCCAACAUAGGAUCCCAUCGUCUCCUGCAUCGACAACGCCGACACUACUACGACCACCGUCGGCAACUUCUUCUUCGACGACUCCAGUCUGGGCUCCGCCUGGGAACCUCUCUGGACAUGAUCAACGGAUUCAUCUCCGACGGCGGAGGAUCUUGCAGACCAAUAAGAUUUGCCAUAGGCUUAGUCCAUGGAGCGAAGGCUUGGGCUGCCCCCGGGGAAAAUUUUUGGAGCCCAUUCGGAACGGAACCCUAGGCGCAACAUAUAAAAAGGGUGCUUUCGGGUGAUUAGGGUUUGUGUGGUUGUAUCCGCGAGAGAGAGAGAGAGAGAGAGAGAGAGCGAGAGAAUUGUAUCGCCACACUCUCUGUGCUUUCUUCCUGACAAUAUUGAAAUCCUUACAAUUCCGUGGACGUAGGCAAAAUUGUCGAACCACGUAAAUAUUGUCUUGUGCGUGUGAUUGAAUUUUUCUUUGGCGUUAUUCUUUCUCUAUUUGUUUCUCACAGGUUUUGAGAAUUUGUUCGUAUAUUCCUAACAGUCUAGGGGUAAGAGCAAGCAACAUUUUAUCCAGCUCAACACCGGCCACCCUCAUUCUGUGUAAAGCUUGCUUUGAAUUUGUCAACAUCUUUCAUGGUAAUAGUGCCUACCACUGUCUAUCCAAUUGCCUUACCAUUUUUGCUUGUUUAUGUCUUUGAGUUUUCUAUAUAUUAACAUUAUUUAUUUUGCUUGUUUUCUAAAUUUACAUUAAAAAAAGAAAGUUAAGACAA
Molecule: messenger RNA, 1161 nt
Organism: Malania oleifera
Lineage: Eukaryota; Viridiplantae; Streptophyta; Magnoliopsida; Santalales; Ximeniaceae
Exons: 3
Coding region: 161-652 (163 amino acids)
Source: RefSeq, a predicted model, not a curated record